AUGACUUCAGACUCGACGAGAACAUCAAUAAAACCAGAAAAGACUGUAUGUGUCUUUUGUGGAUCAAGUUUUGGGAGCAAACCCAAGUUUGCUGAAGAUGCGGCUAAGUUAGGAAAGACAUUAGCUGAUAAAAACUGGGGAUUGGUUUAUGGCGGAGGAUCUACCGGUCUUAUGGGGGCAGUUGCGGAAGGAUGCGCCACUAAUGGGGGAUAUGUUCAUGGAAUUAUUCCCGAAGCAUUGAUCUCCAGGGAAAGAACUAAGGAGACAAGUGAAGAAGUGAACGAUAAGUUGAAGUCUUCUAUUGACAAUCACAACGGAUCAACCCCAAUCCCAGAUUCAGAAAAAUAUGGACACACUACUUUAGUUAAAGAUAUGCAUACUAGAAAGAGAUUAAUGGGUAAAGAGGCAGACGCAUUUGUUGCACUUCCAGGUGGAUACGGGACGUUAGAAGAAUUAAUGGAGAUGGUUACAUGGUUCCAAUUAAACAUUCAUAACAAGCCUAUUGUUGUUUACAACAUGGAUGGAUUCUAUGACAACUUUUUGACAUUCAUUCAAGAUUCGAUUGACUCGCAGUUUGUUUCGGUUAAGAACGGCGAGAUCAUGAAAGUUGCCACCACUGCGGAGGAAGUUGUGGAAGCAAUUGAAAACUACGUGAUUCCUGAAGGUAGAUUCGACUUGAAAUGGGAGGAUAUUUAG
Messenger RNA from Debaryomyces fabryi, 696 nucleotides. RefSeq lists its product as uncharacterized. The transcript has a single exon. Gene Ontology annotation, cellular component: cytosol. The record is from RefSeq and is a predicted model, not a curated record. Gene Ontology annotation, molecular function: hydrolase activity, hydrolyzing N-glycosyl compounds. Bases 1 to 696 code for a protein of 231 amino acids. Lineage: Eukaryota; Fungi; Ascomycota; Pichiomycetes; Serinales; Debaryomycetaceae. Gene Ontology annotation, biological process: cytokinin biosynthetic process.